Lytechinus variegatus (green sea urchin) is the source of this 1246-nucleotide messenger RNA. RefSeq lists its product as uncharacterized. The transcript is spliced from 3 exons. Lineage: Eukaryota; Metazoa; Echinodermata; Echinoidea; Temnopleuroida; Toxopneustidae. The record is from RefSeq and is a predicted model, not a curated record. The coding region runs from base 6 to 791 and encodes 261 amino acids.
UUUCAAUGUUAAUCUUGACAUUCUUUAUCUAUUCGCAGAUGGAGAGUCAAUCAUCAAAGCCGAGACCGAUUACCUUAGGCAUCUGUACAUCAGCGUUGAAGUCCAACAUCGAGGCUUUUAUAAACAAAGUCAAAAGUCUCCCCAAUGUAGCAUUUAAAUUUAUUCAGCUACCAUACAAUGAUCUAGACAGCUUUCGGCUUUCAAAUGAAGGACUUGAUGGUGUGAUCCUUUGUCAUUCUAUCAACAAUCGUCGUUUUGCAAUCACAGACGUCAUGGAUGCACUCUAUGACAAGUUCUUGCCUCAUGUCAAACAAGUUUUCGGAAAGGAUAACGUUUGUGUUAUUGCACACGACUUUCCUUGGCCCAUGGGAUCGGGACGGGAUGGCCACACCAAGGUCAAAGGAACAUACAUGGAUACCUUCCAAUACAAACAAUUCACGACAUUCGAGUGCGCCAAACUGGCCAUCAUCUGCGGUAAACUAGACAAAGUGAUGGACAUGGAUGAAGAAGAUUGUAAGAAGAUUGAAGACUUCGUGUAUAAUAUGUGUAGAAUGCGAAAGUCAUAUAUCAGUGUCCCAAUAGACUUGACACCGAUGCCACGUGGGCGUUCCGGUUGGGGACUAUUUAAAAAGGUUUCUGCAUGUCUGAUUGUCAUUGGCAUGAUUGAUGGAGUUGUUUACAUCUGUCGGUCUUACUUCAUGAAUACCAUAGUCCUACAAGAACGUAUGUCAAUGGGCAUUUUCAUGGUAACUAAUGCUACUUCAUGGCAAAAUUUUACACACACUUCAUAGUGCGUAUCUCACAUCCUACAAAAUAAUGAUGGGAGUUUGCACUUCAUAGAGUUAACAAAGUGAUAUUAACUUUCAUGCAACCACAUUGAUUUUGUUACGCUUCAGCGAGAAAAAAAUGUGUUGGUUACUGACAUUACGCAAAAGGACCAGCAAUUUUAGGGUGUUCAGUAAAAUUGAAAAAUCUCAUCUCCCUGAGUGGAUAGAGAGAUGAUUUAAAUAUGUAAAUAUAUACCUUCGUUUACUGGAUUAAGAUAUGUCAAAAUAUUGCAUAAUUUUUUUACUUUUGGGGGCUAUGAUAAUUUUUCCACGACCAUGCUUGUAACUGACACUACGUAACUAACAUUACAGAGAUAACACGUGGAAGUAAAAUGUGUGGAAUCAUUGCAUUAAAUCUUCUGUCCAAGGCUUCACAUGAAAGUGUGUUUGAUGUGGCAGUAAAGCCGAGUUCCUGGGAA